AUGGAAACUAACGGUUUGGUUGAAGCUGUCUCAAAGAAGAACUCUUUAGCAUCAAUUAUAAACCAAAACGACACUCCUAUUUCUACCGAGCCUAUCGAUGCUAAAGAAACCAUUAAUACUAAUGCCGAUACCACACUAAAUACAGAUACCAAUACUGAUCUCAAUGCAAAUCCCAACAUAACCAGUGCCAAUAGCAACAGCAAUGACAAUAGCAACAGCAAUAGCAAUAACAAUAGCAACACAAAUGCAGAUACAGUCAUCAAUACUAAUGCCAGUAAUAGCUCUGAAAAAUUGCUUAUCCCAACCAGCAACAGUAUUAAUACCAGAGAGGAAAACGGUUCUGUUCAAAGAUCGUCAGCAAAGAAAAAAGAUGUUCCUCCCAGAAAAAGAACAAAAGUUUCAAGAGCCUGUGAUCAAUGUCGUCGGAAAAAGAUACGAUGUGAUGGUCUGUUUGAUCAAUCAAGUAAUAGUGCAACCAAAUCUUGCUCUACUUGUCUUAAAGCCAAUGAAAAUUGCACCUAUGUUAGAACCCCUUUAAAAAGAGGUCCCUCAAAAGGUUAUUCAAGAGAUUCUGAAGAUUUGCUGUCUAAAAAUAUCAAUAACAAUCACAAUCACAAUCACAACCAUAGUUUUAAUCUGAACCACAGCUUCAACCCUUCUCACCCUUCAAACUCAAAUUUUCAGUUUCAUCAAGAACAAAUACUGUCACAAAGACAACCACCACAACCGCUUUUAUUAUCUCAACAACUGCAACAACAACCGCAAAACUCUCUUCCAUCUCAACCUUCUUUUCAACCUAUCCAACAUCAAAACAAUCCUCUACAACCCUCAACACAAAAACAGUUGCCAGCAUCAUCUACUUUACCUUUAUCCAAUAAAAACCCUAUACUGCUACCUCCCAUAAGUACACUUACUUCCCAAACUUCUUUCACAAGAAAUCCAACUAAUUUUCCUUCUGCUUUUCAAUCACAAAUCCAUUCCCAUCAUUAUCCCGAUCAAUUUUCUGACCAAUUUUCCCCUUCUAACUAUCUUGAUUCUGCUUUAUCUAGACCACGCUCCCAAUCUGGUUCAAUAAUUAAUAACAACUCUACCGAUCCAAGAAUUCCUAACAUUUCCAACCCAGAUUUUCAAAAUUCCUCUUCUGGAAACUUUUGGAAGGUUCCCUAUAACCUUCCUUUUGAAAAAAGAAACAUGUCCUCAGAUUCUUUUAACAGCUAUAAUACUCCAAAUAAUAACGACCACAACAAACAAUUUAACAAUUUGAAUCCUGGAUUCACUAAUUUUAGAUCCACUAAUUUUAGAUCCACCUUCAGUGGUGGUUUUAAUGAUUCCACGAUGAAUUCAGAUUCAGAGGAUUCGGAUUUUAUUUCAAGAAGUAGACAAAGAAAAACUCCCUCUAUAAAUAAUAGCCCAAGAAAUUCGUUUUCUCAAGAAAGUACUGUAGCAAGAAAUAUUGGAAUUACAGCAAGCCCUGCUGGUUCAAUAUCAAGUCUAUCCAGUUUAAAUCAAGGAACCAGAAAUUUAGAAAUAAGAAAUUCUCCCACAAAAUAUUUCCCUCAACUGCCUAUAUUUUCCAAUUCUUCUGAUGUUUCUUUCAACAUUCAACAAUCUCCAUCAAUACAAUCUCAAAACCAAAAUCAAAAUCAAAAUCCUUAUGAUCCUUCAAAAUCUCACAAUUCUCAUUUUUUAGCUCAGCCUCAGCCGAUUCCAAAAUAUAACGAUAUUAACCCAAAUACAAACACAAAUGCAAAUGCAAAUGAAUUGAAAAAUAAUUUAGAUCUAUAUUAUGCUACUGUUCACAAAAGUAUACCCAUACUACCAAUAAAUAGAAAUGCUUUUGACUAUAUUUUAUCACAUGCUCAGACCCUUGAAUCAAAAGAAGUAAUUAUUAAUCUUUUUGAUACUGUUCUUCAAUUUCUAAUUAGUUAUUUGAGCAAUGAUGAUCAGAAUUUAAUAGCCAAUACAUUUACACCAAGCUCGGCUUUAAUGAGAAGUAGUUUUACAAAUAAACCUUUGAUGAUUAAAGAAAUAAUCCAUCCGUUGUUUACAAAAGUAUUCCAAAUUCAUAAUAUGAUAAAUCCAGUUGAUAUAAAUCAUCUAUCCAGUGAAGAGCAGAAAGAUAAUGCAAUUGUGACUGUUUUCUUGUUAUUUACUAUUAAUCUAAUUAAUUUUAUUAUCAUAAAAGCGGGUGAAGAGUAUUCAUCAUCUUUUAGCUUGUCAUUUACAAUAUUAAAUAGUUCGAGAAUUCAUCGAAAUAUAAAAUCAUUAAUCAAAACAAAAAAAAGCCUUGAGAAAAAUUUUUCUAAAUUGGAUACAAUAAAUUUCAAUCAAAUAAUGGAAGCAAUUGAUGUUGAUAAUGUUGACCAUAUCAAAUUACUCCUAAUGAGGCUAUAUGUUGACUCUGUUGUUUUAGAAAAUAUAUAUUCUCUAUCGUUUGGAUUCCAAAGAAUGUUUGGAGGGAUGAAAAUAGAUUCAGACAUAGUCAAAUUACUUCUACCGGUCAAUCAGAAUGAUCUCAACUCUUCUACCUCUCAUUUAGAAGUUGGAUUGAUUCUUUGUGAAAUUAAUGAUAAAAUUAAUUGUAAUGAAGAAUUCCAAUCUUUGAAAAACUAUACUUGUGAACAAACAGAAAAUGUUGAGAACAAUAUUGCGUUCUUGUUUUUUACAAUGAUCAAAGUAAAAUUAGAGCUAGUGGAAGUUUUGAAACAGUGCUCAAACAUAGAAAUUGAUUCUCGCAAAAACGGGAAAGAAGAUCUUGAAGAGCUUGUUCAGGAAUAUCAAUCAAAGCUUCAUAGAAUUUGCAAAAGGCUAAUUUCCACAAUAUCUUCUUUGUUGAAAAUAUUUUCAGACAGGGAAAGGUCUUUAUUAGAAAAUUCAAAAAUAAAUAAAAGAGGCAUCGAUCCUAUCCAAUCACCCUUUUUGCCAUUGAUUUUUAAACAAUCCAUCAAACUUAAAAAUGUAAUUCAAAUAAUCACUAACUCUAUGGAUUUUAAUAAGGAGUUACUUAGCCGCUCAUCAAAAAUAUUUAAUGAUAUAAUAGCCAUAAAUGAUAGCUUACCACUAAUCAAGCCAUUCAGUGAAUCACCUAACUAUACUGUUACUAAUUCAAAAAUUAAUAAUUAUCUAUUUGAAAUCAAAUCCUCAGAUCUUAACGAGCUUUUGGAGUACAAUAAAAGCGCUGGUGAAAAAGAUAUAACCAAAGUUGUAGCACUUUGGAAAAAUGUGGUCUUAGACAUCAGAAAGUUUCUCAAAAAAGAUGAUGCAAAAGGAUGGUUGUAUUAG
This is a messenger RNA of Ascoidea rubescens DSM 1968, 3282 nucleotides long. RefSeq lists its product as uncharacterized. Gene Ontology annotation, molecular function: zinc ion binding; DNA-binding transcription factor activity, RNA polymerase II-specific. The record is from RefSeq and is a predicted model, not a curated record. Gene Ontology annotation, biological process: positive regulation of transcription by RNA polymerase II. Bases 1 to 3282 code for a protein of 1093 amino acids. Lineage: Eukaryota; Fungi; Ascomycota; Saccharomycetes; Ascoideales; Ascoideaceae. The transcript is spliced from 3 exons.